AUAUAUUUUUAAUAUUUCUUUUUUGUACGUUAAACAUCGAGUACGUUUUCAUACACGCGAUUACUGGCAAAAAUAUAAAAUAUGGCUAAAAUGAUUUAGAAGUGUACUUGUAACAGUUACUGCAACAUCUCGAUUUGCGCUAAAAUCUUUUAUGUAAAGAACAUUCAUUUGUGAUAUUCACCCAUUUCAGAAACCAGGUUGAUGCAAUCGUUCAGUAUUGAUCUACACUGACCAAGAAUCUAAGGGUCUUAAUCCAUUUUGAAAUAAAAAAUCGCCAAUCAUCGUCAACUCCUAAAGACUACAUUACCCAGCAUCCGUCGCAGUCUCCUGCUGACCGGAGGAGGAAAGCACAUGGAUUUAUUUACAAAACCUCAAAAAGAAUCGUUUUCGGCUCUACAAAGCAACGUUAUAUGCUAAUGUAGGACGUUUAAUGUCUGUUUAGCCUGCGGAGGAGCUCGUAUUCAGCUUUAGACGGCGGUGGGAAGGCGUCUAGCUCUCAUUAAUCGUGUUUUUGUCCGUGUUUUGAGAGGUAACUAGGCGCAGCAGGGAGCAGAUGGAAGGCGACAGAUGGGCUUUAACACGCCCGAGAAAGUAGGACACGCCCGGCUGGAUUAAUCCCAGGAUGGCCGAUGGCACCGUGGAGCACUGAACUCAACUCCAUCCAGUCUCCUCACCCUGGUUCCAUUCUGCUGUGCUACUGACUUUACUCAGGAGGUGCAUUUCACAGAGCAGGAUCUCCCAGCCAGCCAGAGAAGUUCAUCCAGAAGUCAGAAGUAUCCAACAGGAGGAGAGGUAUGGUGGAUAACCGUUACGCCACAGCUCUGGUGAUAGCGUGUGUGCUGAGUGCUCUGGCCACAGUGUAUCUGUCAGUGGCGGUGGGCACUCAGCACUGGUACCAGUACAGCAGCCCCCCGGUGUAUGGAGAGCACAACGCCUCUGAGCUGCGCUCACUGCGCGAUGAGUUCACAGAAGGAGAGUUCGAUGAGAAAACGUACAGCGACUCGCUCUUCCGCCUCAAUGGCACGGUGGGCCUGUGGUGGAGGUGCCUGCAGGUGCCCACCACCACGCACUGGUACAAAGAGCCCGAUCCUAAGAUGGUGAUGGAGUGUGUGAGCUUCACUCUGUCUCAGCAGUUCACACCCAAGUACAAGGAACCAGGCAACCACAACAGUGGAGAGGACAUGAUACGAACCUAUCUAUGGAGGUGUCAGUUCCUCCUGCCGCUUGUUGCUUUAGGGUUGGUGGUGCUGGGAGGGCUGGUGGGUUUCUGUGCAUGUGUAUGUCGCAAUCUCAGCCCCACCCUCGGCAUUGGACUGCUCCACCUCCUUGCAGGUCUGUGUUCGCUGGCCACUGUUUGUUGUUUCCUGGCAGGGAUGGACCUACUGCACCGUGUCUCGGUGGUGCCUGACCGUGUGGACGCCACUCUGGGCUGGUCACUCUACCUGGCCCUCAUCUCUUCUCCACUACACAUGAUGGCUGCUGCCCUGCUGGUGUGGGCUGCACGAAGCCACAGCAAGAGUUACUACCGUAUGACUGCUUAUCGGGUGGCCUAGAGCCUGUCCGUUAACCACUCACAGAGCCGGAAAUCCAGGCUUAUUGUGCAUAGGGUUUGUGAAUCAAUAAAAGAGCUCUGUUUACAUAUUUCAGUUAGGGCUGCAACUAAUAAUUGGUUUUAUUGUUGGAUUAGUCUGUUGGCUGUUAUUUGAUUAACUAUUCUGCCUUCUGGUCCUCUGUCUUUUCAAGCCCUCUACAUUUCCUGUAGUGUAUAACAGUCUCUCAGAGUGACUUUGUGGAUCAGAUAAACUUUAUAGAGCAUUACAGAACAUUGUUUAAAUCAAACAGUAGAAGCCAUGUUGCCCCCUACACUUCCUGUAGUGUAUUACAAUCUGUCAAGGCUCAUAUGAACAGUAUACAUUUUUUGGCAUGUCAGCCUUUUCCAUAAUCAACUACUAAUGAAAUUGAACAGCUUCAUGUUGCAGCCCUAAUUUCAGAAUAAUCCUGGAUUUCCUCUGUCUUACUUUGGAGCUCUAAUCUGCAGUUGUAGGGCCCGAAGGUUUUCGCUCCAGUGCUAAUGGCUGGGUUUUCUGUACACUGACACUAAAUCAGCAGCCAAAAUGUGCUCAGAGGCUAAAUCUGCUAGCUGCUGUGAGAGUUAUUGUCUCCUAGCUGCUUUCUGUGUGUGUAUUGAUGGAGCAGCAGAAAGUCAUUGAUUCAGUCAGUCAGUAACAUUAUAACACUACCUAUCAACUCCAGAACCUGAUGUUUGGACACUUUCAUUGCACAGACCUGCUGCUGCUGCCCAUUGUAUUGAACUUGGGCCUUAUUGCUUUAACUGCAUGGCUUCAUUGCUGUACUGUAGUUUCACUCCCUUUAUGAUUCUAUGUUGUUGUGUUUUUUUUUAUUUCUGCAUAAUUAAACAGUAGAAUAUAAACACUCAUUCAGGGUGGUUUGGUGUGAAAAGCUCUGUUCACAGAGAGACUUACUGAGUCAGAAUUGUUCACAG
Messenger RNA from Pygocentrus nattereri (red-bellied piranha), 2503 nucleotides. RefSeq names its product claudin domain containing 1a (gene cldnd1a). The record is from RefSeq and is a predicted model, not a curated record. The transcript is spliced from 5 exons. Bases 795 to 1553 code for a protein of 252 amino acids. Lineage: Eukaryota; Metazoa; Chordata; Actinopteri; Characiformes; Serrasalmidae. Gene Ontology annotation, cellular component: membrane.